Aspergillus uvarum CBS 121591 is the source of this 1317-nucleotide messenger RNA. RefSeq lists its product as uncharacterized. Gene Ontology annotation, biological process: regulation of DNA-templated transcription. The annotation marks the transcript as partial. Gene Ontology annotation, molecular function: zinc ion binding; DNA-binding transcription factor activity, RNA polymerase II-specific. The transcript has 4 exons. NCBI's taxonomy places the organism in Eukaryota, Fungi, Ascomycota, Eurotiomycetes, Eurotiales, Aspergillaceae. The record is from RefSeq and is a predicted model, not a curated record.
GUUGGACCGCUGGACAAACGCAAAAUCAUCACGCGCUGCCAGCCAUGUGCGACUCGACGGGUCAAGUGUGCUGGGGGCCAUCCAUGCGAUCGAUGCCUCCGGCUGCAGAAGCCUUGUGUGCCACAGCCGCAGCCACAGCCGCGGCUCAAGCACGCCCAAGUAAGGUUCGUCUAUACUCUCUCAAACGCGGCCUACCCCAACGUGCCAUCCCAAGUGCCGAGGCCCGAUGGCAGUAUAUAUCUGGACCAUUUCGCGUCCUUCCUGCAGCGUUGCCGCUUCAGCGACGCGUUCGCGGCCGCCAAUGCAGAUAUCAUCAGUGUCAUCGGCCGAUACCCGUUGCUCCGGCACAUCACAAUGGCGAUUGGGGCGCUGGAGGCGGGGCGCAAGGGCGCGAUCCGGUCCUUCGGCGCGCAGGAGUCGCCGCUCCAGAUCGCGUUCCGGGCCUGCGGGCGAUCGAUCCGCAGUCUGCGCGCGACCACCGUCUCGACUGGGGACCCGGUCUAUCGGGAGGAUGUGCUGUGGUGCACCUUUCUCCAUGGGCUGUUUGAGCUGAUGGCCGAGAGCUCGGGCGACUCGUUCGCAACGCAUGUGGUGUUCGGGACGUCUCGCGUGCUUGCGCUGCUGGAGCCCACCACAAGCCCGCUCUCGCUGCCCACGAAGAGCUUGAUUGAUGCGUUCGGGAUCCUCGAGAGUCACAGAGCCAUCCUCUACGGCGACAAUGCCACCCUUGAUCCAGCCAGAUUUGACAUCCACCAAUCCCAGCCUCCCUGCCAGACACCUAGUUUUCUGGCCGCAGCUAACGCUCGCCCCCUCAUGCUGGAUAGACUGUUCGACGAGAUCGAGGCCAUUGAUCCCGACCGCAGAUCCUCAGAUCCAAGAUUAGACGCCCGUGCCCGCGCCGGGCUUGCGAUCCGAGAAGCCCUUCUGAUUUGGCGUGACGAAGCAACAAGCUUGCGGAGACCGCUUCCGAUAGAGCCUUCCACGCAAUUAGCCGUCGUCCUCAACCACGCUCUGGAGCUCUACCACUGCAUGAAUUUCACUUUCUACCCCUGCUGGUCGACGAGGACCGUCCCCCGGCUGACGCAGAGUGAAGUCGACGCGAACGUCGCGGCAAUCCUGCAUCUGUCGGGAUGCCUUCUCGCGGAUACAGACAUCCCGGCGGUGCUCCUGCUCUUCCCGGUGCGAAUGGCUGGAGCCCAUGCUUCAGGGCAACACGCCCGGGAGAGAGUGGUGGACACGAUCCGGCAGAUCCGGCAGAAGGGCUUCGUCGUUGCAGAUAGGAUCGAGGUUGAUUUGCAUGAGGUUUGGGCGUAUGAG